Messenger RNA from Penicillium samsonianum, 951 nucleotides. Its product is annotated as tRNA splicing endonuclease subunit SEN34. The transcript has a single exon. Gene Ontology annotation, molecular function: nucleic acid binding; tRNA-intron lyase activity. Lineage: Eukaryota; Fungi; Ascomycota; Eurotiomycetes; Eurotiales; Aspergillaceae. The coding region runs from base 1 to 951 and encodes 316 amino acids. Gene Ontology annotation, cellular component: tRNA-intron endonuclease complex. Gene Ontology annotation, biological process: tRNA-type intron splice site recognition and cleavage; tRNA splicing, via endonucleolytic cleavage and ligation. The record is from RefSeq and is a predicted model, not a curated record.
AUGGACUUCCAACCAGACCUUCCCAUUCCGAUCUCCUAUGUAUCCGGUAGAUACCUGUUGUUCUCAAUUGACGCCGUGACAUACCUGCGACGUGAGCAUCACAUCUGCGGUGUGCUCAUCGGGACACUGCCCCAGAUCCCCCAGCAGAAUGUCUUCCUGGGUCUCCCUCUGCAGCUGAUGCCCGAGGAGGCACGGCUGUUAGUGGACAAGGGUGUAGCUUGCAUCGUAGACGAAGCCAAGGCACACGACGGCAUGAACACCCUCUUAGAAGAGGAUCGCAGACGGUACCUCCGCGACCUCGAAUCCCAGGGCCUGCACGUCUCUCGUAUCCAAUUGGAUCGCAAGGAGCGUAACCGGGAACAGACCUUGAAGAAAAUAGAAGAAAAGAAAGCAAACGCGAAGGCCAAAGCCAAUGCUGCUGCCGCCCAGACACCUACGGCUCCUGAGGAGGCCACUUCCACCCCAUCGCCAAAGAACGCUGCCAUCGUUGACCUCUUCAACGCAGAGGAAUGCUCAUCACUUCCGUCCACCGCCUCGACGAGCACACCCCCUCAGGGCGCAAUGGCCAUUACCCCCGCAACAUCUUACCCGCCUCUUCCCACCCCUCUACCAUCGAGCUACCUUUCAGCACCCGCGGUGCCACCCUCAUAUCCUCUCUUCGCCCACCUCCACUCCAAAGGAUACUUCCUCUCUCCUGGCCUGCGCUUCGGGUGCCAGUACAUGGCCUACCCGGGUGAUCCGCUGCGCUUCCACUCGCACUUCCUCGUGGUGUCCUACGACUGGGACCAAAAUAUGGAUAUAAUGGAUCUCGUUCUCGGCGGCAGACUGGGCACUGGUGUGAAGAAGGGUUUCUUGAUCGGCGGAGCACAAAAGGGAAUCGAUGAGGUCGAUUCAGAGGCUGAUCGUGUGGAUACUGUGCGGGCUUUCAGUCUUGAAUGGGCUGGAAUGUGA